This is a messenger RNA of Cervus elaphus (red deer), 3477 nucleotides long. It is a transcript of the gene ST7, whose product is annotated as suppression of tumorigenicity 7. The record is from RefSeq and is a predicted model, not a curated record. The transcript has 16 exons. Bases 937 to 2565 code for a protein of 542 amino acids. Lineage: Eukaryota; Metazoa; Chordata; Mammalia; Artiodactyla; Cervidae.
GUCGGACACGAAAGAAGCGACUUAGCAGCAGCAGCAGCAGUGUUGUUUUACUGUUACAUUUGCUUGUGAAUUUAUAUGCCAGGAUGUGUGUGGAAUAGUGUACAUAUUUUCACAUACUUGUGAUUGAGUGUACAACCCCUAAUCUGUCAGUCUCCCCAAGCCUACUGAAAAAGCAAUGAACUCGAGUUAUUUUAAAAGGUAGGUUAUUUUUCUCAUUUCUCAUAUUCUUAAUUCCCUUGAAAAGUUCUACUUGCUGCAUAAAAUCAAGAACCCUGAUUUGCAUAUCUUUGUGGUUGGUUGCUAUAAAGCCAAUAUUUAAAUUUCUUUGAGGUCUCUUUUAGUUCGUGGUAUCUCAGAUGAAGAUCUUGUCAGGAGGGUGAAUAUAUAUGUGAAUAUGUAUGUGGCUCUUGGUCUUGUGCAUUUUGUGACAAAGGAAUUCCCCUUUGAAUUGCCUGCUCCCCUGAAGCCCCUGGAGCCUCUGGCUCGAGCCGCGCAGUCGGUCUGUGCAGUGUCUCUGACGUCAGCAGUGUGUGCAUAAGCCCUGCUAUUGUCUUACUGCUAUAACUGGGCUGGGGAUUGCAGUAUCCGCUGUUGCUGCUGCUCCCAGUCUUGCCCCCGCUGCUACCUAGUCCUGCCUCCCUGCAUCCCAGAAGAGCCACGUCGGCCUGCCUUUCCCUAUUGGAUUUUCAAAAGCAGCUCUUCGGUUUUUGGUGCUGUAGGAGACCUUGCUUUUCAAUCACACGGGAGAACACUGAAGCUUGUAAGAGGAGAAUCUGGCAGCUGGACACAGUUUGGACUGCAUUGUCUGUCUUCAUGACCUCUGCUGUGUAGCAGCUCAUCUCUCCACUCUCACACGUACACUCUCCUCGAUUUUUUUCUUUCUUCCUUCUUUCCUCCAUUCUUCUAAUUUUUUAAAAGCAGCCUCUGGAGCCAGCCAUGUUUGGCACUGAGUCUUCAUUGAGCAUGUUUUUGAACACAUUAACACCGAAGUUCUACGUGGCCCUAACAGGAACUUCCUCACUAAUAUCAGGGCUUAUUUUGAUAUUUGAAUGGUGGUAUUUUCGCAAGUAUGGAACAUCAUUCAUUGAACAAGUCUCAGUAAGCCACUUGCGCCCCCUUCUGGGAGGGGUUGACAACAAUUCCUCCAACAAUUCUAAUUCCAGUAACGGGGACUCAGAUUCCAACAGGCAAAGUGUCUCAGAAUGCAAAGUAUGGCGAAAUCCACUUAAUUUAUUUAGGGGUGCUGAAUAUAAUCGGUACACUUGGGUGACUGGACGAGAGCCUCUGACUUACUAUGACAUGAAUCUCUCUGCCCAGGACCACCAGACCUUCUUUACCUGUGACUCCGACCAUCUGCGUCCUGCAGAUGCAAUAAUGCAGAAAGCCUGGAGAGAGAGAAACCCCCAAGCUAGGAUUUCUGCUGCCCACGAAGCCUUAGAGAUAAAUGAAAUUAGGUCCAGAGUUGAAGUUCCCCUAAUUGCUUCCUCUACCAUCUGGGAGAUAAAAUUGUUACCAAAGUGUGCAACUGCUUAUAUUCUCUUGGCUGAAGAAGAAGCAACAACCAUUGCUGAAGCAGAGAAGCUGUUUAAGCAGGCCCUGAAAGCUGGAGAUGGCUGUUACCGGCGCUCUCAGCAGUUGCAGCACCACGGAUCCCAGUAUGAAGCCCAACACAGACGAGACACCAAUGUCUUGGUCUACAUCAAAAGAAGACUAGCCAUGUGUGCCAGAAGACUUGGGAGGACCAGAGAAGCAGUGAAAAUGAUGAGAGAUUUAAUGAAGGAGUUCCCUCUCCUGAGCAUGUUCAACAUCCAUGAGAACCUUUUAGAGGCUCUCCUGGAACUACAAGCAUAUGCUGAUGUUCAGGCAGUCUUAGCGAAGUAUGACGAUAUAAGCUUACCAAAGUCGGCAACAAUAUGCUACACAGCUGCCUUGCUCAAAGCAAGAGCUGUUUCUGACAAAUUCUCUCCUGAGGCUGCUUCUCGGCGGGGGCUGAGCACAGCAGAGAUGAAUGCGGUAGAGGCCAUUCAUAGAGCUGUGGAAUUCAAUCCUCACGUGCCAAAAUACCUACUAGAAAUGAAAAGCUUAAUCCUGCCCCCAGAACACAUCCUGAAGCGAGGGGACAGUGAAGCGAUAGCAUAUGCGUUCUUCCAUCUGGCGCACUGGAAGAGGGUGGAAGGAGCUUUGAAUCUUCUCCAUUGCACAUGGGAAGGCACUUUUCGGAUGAUCCCUUAUCCCUUGGAAAAGGGGCAUCUGUUUUAUCCCUACCCCAUCUGUACAGAGACAGCAGAUCGCGAGCUGCUUCCAUCUUUCCAUGAAGUCUCAGUUUACCCCAAAAAGGAGCUUCCCUUCUUUAUUCUUUUUACUGCUGGAUUGUGUUCCUUCACAGCCAUGCUGGCCCUCCUGACACAUCAGUUCCCGGAACUCAUGGGGGUCUUUGCAAAAGCUAUGAUUGACAUUUUCUGCUCGGCAGAGUUCAGGGACUGGAAUUGCGAGAGUAUUUUCAUGCGUGUUGAAGAUGAACUGGAAAUCCCACCGGCACCUCAGUCUCAACAUUUCCAAAACUGAACUCAUCACCCUCCUCCCCCCACCACCAAAACUGCUCCUUCUCCCGUAUCCCUGACCUCCGCCAGUGGCUCUGACAUCCACCCAGUCACUCAAGCCAGAAACUCGGCAGCCCUCCCAGACUUCCUUCUCUCACCCCUUACAUCCCAUCUGUCUCUGUUUCCACAGUCUGUCGGAUCUAACCUCCUGAGCCGCUCGGCGGUCAGUAGAUGGAAUUCACCUCUUAUCUUCCUUCUUCCCCCAUGACUCUCUUAGUUUAGAUCUCUGUGAUUUCUUGCAAGUCUUAACUGGCCUCCUUUUUUCCAGGCUUAUCCUCUGCCAGGAUCUCCUUUGUACUGACCGAAGAAUGAUGUUUUUUAGAAAAUCUGAGCAUGUCACUUCUGUGCUUGAAUUUCCCCAAUGGUUUCCCCCCAACAGCAGGAUAAAGUCACAGACCUUUAGCAUGGCGCACAAGGUCCUUUGUGAUCUGGCCCUUGCUUGCCUCUUCAGCUUGUCUCUUUCAACUCUUGCCCAGGCACUGCUCUUGGGCCACAGUGGAUUUCUCACCAUUCCCAGAUGCAGCAGGCUCUUGUGCACCCCAGAGCUUUUGCACUUUCCGUUCGCACUGUGUGGAAUGCCCUUCCCCAUUCCCACCAGCACUUGUCCAGUCUACUAAUGCCUCUUUAUUCUUUUAUACUCGGCUUCCUUUCUGAGUUCCUCCUAAGCUGAGUUAGACACCUUUCCUCUCUGACCCCACCCAUGAAUACCUAUAUUAUUACAUUUAUUGUACUGUAUUAUAAUUGUUAAAAUCUUGUCUGACCCCCUUUUAGAAUGUGAGCUCCUUGCGAGCAGGACUGUGUCUUCCUCAUCUCUGUAUCCCCACAGCUUUGCCUUGCACAUAGUAGGUUUUCAAUAAAUGAUUAUUAAAUGAAUAAA